Messenger RNA from Meira miltonrushii, 2090 nucleotides. Its product is annotated as MFS general substrate transporter. The record is from RefSeq and is a predicted model, not a curated record. The coding region runs from base 76 to 1989 and encodes 637 amino acids. Gene Ontology annotation, biological process: transmembrane transport. Gene Ontology annotation, molecular function: transmembrane transporter activity. The transcript has a single exon. Lineage: Eukaryota; Fungi; Basidiomycota; Exobasidiomycetes; Exobasidiales; Brachybasidiaceae. Gene Ontology annotation, cellular component: membrane.
CGGGCAUAAUGAAUGAUUUGCUCAGCAUCAAUAUCGGCUUCAUUUUCUACCUCUAACAACGAUAAUCAAAAAACAAUGGACGCUGAGACGAUAAAAGACAUUGAGCAAGUUGAGCUUGAACUGCAGCCAAUCCCAUCACGAACGGAAACAACAACAGAAGAUGGAUUGGGUAUACCCACAAAUACGACUCGUAGAAGACCAUCUUCUCAUUCACGUGCUCGUGCCAAUAUUCCAAAUCUAGACAACCUUAAACAACAACAACAACAGCAAGGAGGAGGCUUGGCUGACGAAGAUGUCUUUGUUGUUGAGGAGGAGGAGGAUGAGGAUACAGAGAGACCGGAAGGAUCUAUCAAGACAAGAAAGGCGAGCAGCAUAGGUAACGCAAGCAGACCAAGAAGUAAUACAAAUAAAUCCACAGAAACGUCUGGAUCGGGAGCAGGUGCUGGUGGAAGCAGCAGUGGUGGCCCAUAUGGUGUUAUGCCCGUACUGGAUACCGCUCCGCCAACUGCUGCUCAGUCAACAGAAGCUUUUGCAAAUGUCUCUACAGCAGAACCAAGUAUGCCAGCAUUUCAAGCAAGACCACCAGAAAUUCCAAAUUUAACAGCAGAAAUCAUUUUCAUUCUUAUUUGUUCGACUGGUCAAUUAUUAUUUGGAUUUUUUCAAGGUGGCUGUGCCGGCUUACAAUUAAUCUUGAUCGAUAGAUUAGGCAUUCCUUCUUCUCAAGCACCUUGGCUUCAAGGUUCGUAUCUUUUGGCAAAUGGGCUUUCGGUCAUCGUUUCAGGCCCAUUGGCAGAUCUUCUUCGUCCGAAAUAUCUGAUGUGCGGUGCGUUUGCAUGGCAAGCAAUGGCAAACCUAAUCGGCGUUUUCUCUUUAUCGAACAAGUACCUAUUCUUUGUCGUAAGAGGAAUGCAAGGUUUAGCGGUUGGUGUUUUGGUUUCAAGCAGUAUCAGCAUCCUUGGUCGUAUUUAUCAACCAGGAUUGAGGAAGACUAGGGUAUUCUCCAUCAUGGCUGCAAUGGCACCUUUUGGAUACUAUCUUGGCUUACUUCAAGGUGGUGCCUUCAGUUCCAUACCAAAAUACAUCUUUGCAACAAACACAAUCCUUGCAGGAAUCUGUACAGGUUUGGGAUGGUAUGCGAUUCCGAACAUUCAACCUGCCUUACCCGGUCUAAGCUUUAGCAGCUUUGACUUUUACGGAAGUUCUUUGGCUGUUGCUGGUUGUGCUCUUCUUGUUGCCGGCUUAACUCAAGGACCGAGUGCGAAUUGGACGCCAUACACGAUUGUGAUUGUCAUGUUAGGACUUGUUUCUAUGGUUGGGUUCUUUCUUGUCGAGAGAAAAGUACGAAGACCGAUCUUACCUCCAGCAUUAUGGAAAGUUCCCGGUUUCACGGCUUUGAUUUUGGCUUAUUUUCUUGGUUUUGGGGGAUUUUUAGCUUGGCAAUUCUAUGCUAUUCAAUUUUGGUUAAGAAUUCAACAUGCUUCUCCACUCAAAGUUGCUCUUUACCAAACGCCAAAUGCAAUCUUUGGCGUCUUAGCAACAUUUAUCGUCAGUAGGAUUGCCCAUCUGGUUCACGGUCACUGGAUUCUGGUAACAAGUAUGAUCGCUUUUGCGCUUGGUCCAGUAUUCUUUCUUCCACAAACAGCAAACACUACGUAUUGGGCUUUAUCCAUGCCAGGAAUCGCUUUGGUAACUUUUGGUCCAGAUCUGUCUUUUGCUGCUGCUUCAAUCUUUGUUACUUCAAGUGUCGCAAAACAUUAUCAAGGUUCUGCAGGUAGUCUUUUGGUUACCGUUCAAAAUUUAUCAGCUGCAAUCAUGACGAGUAUUUCGGACACAAUCGGGGAAAAAGUACGUCAAUCCGCUGGUGAAGAAUCAUUGAAAGUUUUCCAUUCGAUUUGGUGGUUCGAUUUUGCCGCUGCAAUCGUUGGUGCUCUUAUCACUCUUAUCUUUGUCCGAAUUCCAAAAACGGUAGAAAAAGAGCACGAACAGUGACGGCAACCAGAUACAAUAUAGGCAUGUCGAUAUAUGUAUAUCUUUAUAGCGAUUGUUCACAGCUUUCUUUUAAUGCAUUGUGUGUGUGGGGGUUUUAUUCU